AAAAACCUGAAUCUUUCGCUCAAAUACACACCAUAGCCAAUCAAGUAAAGAAAUGUUCCGGUGUAAAAGAACUAGAAUGUGUUUAUGCCACCAUGCUUAAGACCAACGCAAGCCAAGACUGUUUCCUCAUAAACCAAUUUAUCAGUUGUUGUACUUCUGUGUUUCACCGAACAGAUCUUGCAGUUUUAGCCUUUACCCAGAUGCAGGAACCCAAUGUUUUUGUGUACAAUGCAGUUAUCAGAGGCUUCGUUCAUUGUGGCUGCCCAGUUCAAGCUCUAGAAGUUUAUAUUCAUAUGUUAAGGGCUAAAGUUUUUCCCACAAGUUAUACUUUUCCAUCGUUGAUAAAAGCUUGUACUUCAUUAUUGGGUCUCUGUAUUGGAGAAGCUGUGCAUGGGCAAAUCUGGAAGAAUGGGUUCGAUUCUCAUGUGUUUGUCCAGACUGCUUUGAUUGAUUUUUACUCGAAUUCGAAUAAAAUCUCUAAUUCGAGAAGAGUGUUUGAUGAAAUGCCUGAGAGAGAUGUUUUCGCAUGGACUACGAUGGUUUCAGCUCAUCUGCAGGUUGGGGAUUUGUGCUCUGCAAGGAGAUUGUUUGAUGAGAUGUCUGAAAGGAACAUUCGCACCUGGAAUACAAUGAUUGAUGGGUAUGCAAGACUGGGAAAUGUGGAGGCAGCUGAAUUGCUAUUUAAUGAAAUGCCUGCGAGGGAUAGAAUUUCAUGGACGAUUAUGAUCACUUGUUAUUCUCAGAACAAGCAGUUUAGAGAAGCUUUAGAUAUGUUUAAUAAGAUGAAAAAGAGUGGGAUUAGUCCUGACGGAGUUACUAUGACUACUGUUAUAUCGGCUUGCGCCCAUCUUGGAGCGCUUGACUUAGGGAAGGAAAUUCAUCUUUAUUUAUUGCAGAAUGGACUUGAUGUUGACGCUUAUAUAGGGUCCGCAUUGAUUGAUAUGUAUGCAAAGUGUGGGAGCUUAGAUAGGUCCCUUUUAGUGUUCUUCAAAUUGAAAGAGAAAAAUCUCUUCUGUUGGAGUUCAGUAAUAGAAGGUCUUGCGGUCCAUGGUUUUGCAAAUGAAGCACUGGCAAUGCUUGGUAGGAUGGAGAGGGAAAAAAUAAAACCGAAUGGUGUUACUUUUAUUAGUGUUUUAAGUGCUUGUACUCAUGCUGGGCUUGUUGAAGAAGGCCGUCGGAGGUUUCAGAGCAUGAUCAAUGAAUAUUCCAUAGCUCCUGAAGCUGAGCACUAUGGAUGCAUGGUUGGUCUGUUGGGCAAAGCUGGCUUGCUUGAAGAGGCAUUAGAACUAAUAAGAAGCAUGAAAUUUCAACCAAAUGCAGUUAUCUGGGGUGCCCUGUUGGGUGGGUGCAAGCUUCAUAGGAACUUGGAGAUUGCUCAUCUUGCUGUUAAGGAAUUAACAAUUCUGGAGCCAAACAAUAGUGGGUAUUACAUGCUUUUGCUUAACAUGUAUGCUGAAUUGAAUAGAUGGGCUGAGGUCAUGAAAAUAAGGUUGGCCAUGCAGGAACUAGGGGUCGAAAAGAGAUGUCCUGGUUCAAGCUGGAUUGAAAUUGAAAGGAAAAUAUAUCAGUUCGCUGCAUCUGAUAAAUCUCACCUAGCCUCUGAUAGGAUUUACUUGUUGUUGGUUGAAUUAGAUGGACAACUGAAGCUAGCUGGUUAUGUACCAGACCUCGGGUCUAUAUUAUAGCAAUUACCUGCACUGAAUCCAGGUUUUUCUUUUCUUGCAUGAUUGAGGCCUUGAAUUUCCUGUGGUCUGACAGUCAGUGAUACAUGAAGAUGAUUGCAGAAAAAAACAUAGCUAGGUUGUUGAUGCUUUCUGCAUAUGAUAAGCGUGAAAUAAAUUUAGUAUAGUUCUUAUACAGAUGUCUUCCGCUGACGCUGAGGGAUGUCAUGAGAAACAAUAGAGAUAAAUUUUAUUAAUUGUGAAUGGUAUAAUAGUUGCUCAUAGCCAAUAGUUGCUGAACCAUAGUUUAACUUGAUGAAAUAAGGGCUACGUAUAUAAUUUAUUUGAUUAACGCACGAACUCAAUAUUCUAGGAACUAGCAAUUUUGCAAAUUAUUGGCUAUGUUUGAUGACAUAAGAUGAAUGGGACUCUGCUCUGAUAAAGUUAAAAUAGCUACUAUAAUAUCAGUCUCUGCAGGUAUUGAAGUUGGAGUGCUUGAUUUAGUUAAAGGAACAUGUUGUGUGAUAAAUGGAUUUCAUAUUGAUGUUUAUGCAGAGUCUGCAGUACGUGAUAUGCAUGCUGAGUGUGGAAUCUAGAUAGGUGCAAUUAAAGGUCUUGCCAAUGAAAUAGUUGCGAUCUCGGCAAAAUGGAGAGCAGAAAAGAUCAAAAGCCAGAUGGCGUUUCGUUCUACUAGUGGUCUAAGUGCAAGCACUCAUUUAAAGUUUGUCGAACAAGGCUGAUGGAGGUCUCUGACCAAUAUUCCGUAUCUUUUGAUCAAGUUUAAACACUGUUGGUUCUUGGUUGAUCAAAUGAAUUUCUUGAAGAUGGCACCGGAACUGACAAGUCUCAAGAAGCAUCAAAUUUCUAGCAGGUAAAUUAACAGGGGUGUCUUGUU
This is a messenger RNA of Pistacia vera, 2556 nucleotides long. Its product is annotated as pentatricopeptide repeat-containing protein At1g06143. The record is from RefSeq and is a predicted model, not a curated record. Gene Ontology annotation, molecular function: RNA binding; protein binding. NCBI's taxonomy places the organism in Eukaryota, Viridiplantae, Streptophyta, Magnoliopsida, Sapindales, Anacardiaceae. The coding region runs from base 93 to 1685 and encodes 530 amino acids. The transcript has a single exon. Gene Ontology annotation, biological process: RNA modification.